Molecule: messenger RNA, 1752 nt
Organism: Debaryomyces fabryi
Lineage: Eukaryota; Fungi; Ascomycota; Pichiomycetes; Serinales; Debaryomycetaceae
Product: PQ-loop repeat-containing protein
Exons: 1
Coding region: 1-1752 (583 amino acids)
Source: RefSeq, a predicted model, not a curated record
AUGGGCUUAUCAAAUUAUGCUUCAAUUAAAGAGUAUUCGGAAAUGGUAGACCUGAUGCUCCUGACAUCUGUUUACACAAGAUCCUCUAAUAUCAGUGCUUACAAUGAUGAUAGAGUAAUUUUAGUAGCCAUAUCACAGGUCUCGGGGAUGGCGUCUUUUAUUGUUUGGUUGUUGGUCCAAGUACCUCAAAUUAUUGAAAAUCAUUUGAACCGAUCGGUUCAAGGUCUUUCAUUAUUUUUCGUGAUAUUCUGGAUAUGUGGGGACGUAUCUAAUUUUGUGGGAAGUGUUUUGAAUGGAACUCCCUUUCAGAUGUGUAUCGGGGUAUAUCAUUGUAUCAUGGGGUUAGUUUUGGGUGCACAAUAUUGGUAUUAUACGAACGUUUAUGCACAUAUGAUAAAAAUCCCUGACAGACUACAGGAGAGCACAAAUGAGAAUGCAGGUUUUUAUGAUUCUAAAGCAGGUACAAGGGCUAAUAGAUUUGGGCAACGUGGAGGUGAAGACUAUAGUAGACUGCAGAACUUACAUACUCACAGAAGUGGACGAUUUGGUGAUAAAGUUUUGAAAACUUCAUUAAGUACUAGUGCAUUCAUACGAUCUUCAGAUGCUACCCCAAUUGCUUUUGAUAACAAGAGAUCAUUAGAAGUUCCAUCUACGUCGCUAUCUACUCGCAAAGUAAUUAGUGAAAUUUUAUCAGUCAUUCGAGUUGCCUUAUCAUCAAGCUUAGAAAAGAUUAUUUCUUUCGAAGAGAAUUCAAUACCAGCAUGGAUAUGCUCAUUGUCCUACGUAAGCUCACGUCCGCCUCAAAUUAUACAAAAUUAUAGAACAAGAUCUACGAAUGGCCUUUCACCCUACACAUUUCUAUUAGCAAUGAUCGGAAACCUUUUGUAUGCAAUAUCAAUUGUUUCUAGUUCAUGCAUUCUUUUCAAGAAAGAUAUUGAUGCAUUUAAUUCUAUGAUGUCUGCAAAUAUGCCAUAUGUGGUUAGCAGCAUGAUAACUUUUUUUUUCGAUACCAUUUUAUUAUUACAAUGCUUGUACUAUGAUGAUUCGAAUAAACCAACUGACUUAUUGGAUCCGGAUUUCCUGUCAAAUAGCCUGGUAUUUAUGCAAUAUGGAAAUGGCAAUACUAGCGAUAUGAAUAACCCAACCUACCGUCAUUCCAAAACUUGGAAGGAAAACAAAAAAAAUAAAAUUGUUUAUGAGAACGAUUCGUCUUUACAUUUCCAAACUCCAGCUUGGUAUACUAAUGAUCACUUGGUUACUGGCGUUAAUGAGGACCAAGACGAAGAAGAAGAUUAUUUUAUAAGUAACAAUAGAAGAAGAAGCCACCGAGGAUUAUCUAGCCAUGACGAAACGACAUCAUUAUUGAAUGCCGUUAAUUAUACGUUGACUACACCACCAUCCCAUUAUAUUUCUCGCUCCAUUUUAGACAAACGAAACUAUGUUUCGUCCCAACAAACCAUACCAAAUAUUGUUGCAAACUCAACGUCAAGAAAUGAUUCCAUUAAAGCAGUCAAAUCUGCUGUAUCGGUUACCUCACUGAACUCGGUCAUGUUUAAUGAGCAUGGUAGUAAUGUUCAGUACAACACAUCAAUUUUAAACACUUCGCUAAUACCAUCAAUUGUAAGCAACUAUUCUUCUAUAUCUAAGAAGCUUUCCCACGAUUCCAAAACCCCAUUCCUGCCAAGUGACUUCUUGAGUGACAAUUUUUACAAUCGAUCUGAACUUGCAAGUGUUUCAUCAACUAAUAUGUAA